AUGGCAUUUCAGCAAGAGGCCGUAGGAAAGCUGAGGGAGGAGCUCGGCCGCGGCUAUAAUCUCAGCGCCAAGCUUCUGGCGUUGCUCAACCAACCCAGCCACCUCCUCGAUUGCCGUGCCCAGGAGAUGGCUAUGGCGAUAAGCCAAGAGCUUUCUCAGGUGUUCAGGGCGUCUCUGUCGAUGCUCAAGCCCGGCGAUAGUAGUAGGGUGGCGGAAGGCAGGGCGACAGAGCCAGAGGCAGCGCUCACAGAGGAUAGCAUCGGCCAGCCCACUCCGGCGAAGGAUAAACGCAUCAGUGGAGAUGAGGUUACUCCCCCAAGAAUUGGUAAAGAAGAGGAGAUUACAGCCGAGCCUUACAAGGAUGGCUACAAAUGGAAAAAAUAUGGGCAAAAGAACAUUAAGAACAGAAAAUUUGCAAGGGGUAUAUUUGUUAGUGAUUUAACAGUCAAUAAGCUGUCAACCAACAAAAGGUUGUACUUCCGAUGCAUGCAUAGCCAUGAGCGCGGCUGCUGGGCCAAGAAGCAGCUGCAGCAGGAGGAUAGCAGCAUCGGCAGCCCUCCAUUGUACAAGGUCACCUACCUGAACGAUCACACGUGCCACCAAGUGUUUCCCAUAGUGAACAUCACCAGUGCAAAUUUACCCGCGACGAGCACUACGACAAGGAACGGCGCCCAGUUUGCUCCUGCAUGCCGCCACCUCCACGACGGCGGGAACGGCGAAUUAGAGGACAUAAUCAUGACCUCGACCUUCACCACGGUCAUCGGCGGAGCUGCAUAUGCUGCUCCGUCUUCGACGCCCUUGCCUUCGCUGCCGCCAAUGGACGAGAGCCCGAGCGAUCUGGCGUCGUACGAAGCGGGUGGCGGACAGUCGCCGAGCCUGCUGGACUUGAGCCUGGGCCUGGACGAGGCGAUGAUGGACGAGAUGUAUUUCUCAUGCGGUUCGCCAUUUCCUCCCGUCGAGGCACCCGCAGCUCCAUGGUCGUUGUCGUCCUUGCCGCCGCUGCCGCCCAUGGAAGCGAGCUCGGUUGGUCCGGCGGCGUACAUGCCGUCCCGGGGUGGACACUCAAUGAGCCUGGACGCGAUGACGAUGACGGAGAUUUUUCUCUGGAGCAGCCCGCUGUUUUCUCCACGUUGAUGCAGCUGCAGCUCAGCCAAUCAGGCACGACGCCCAUGGCUGUCGCCGGCCGGUUAUCACGCGCACACCGUCAGCAUGGCCAGAGUACAAGCGAACAGUGGUACAAGCAAAACAUACAGUAAUUAGUGAUUACGUAGUUACAUGGAAGCGACGUGCAUCUCCGUGUGAAAGUUUGUGGUAAUAUGCAGUGAGUUCAGAACUUCAGAUACAGAUCUUGUUGAGACGCACGGCUUAAACGGGCUACUCAUAGUCUGUACCUAGCUAGCAAGUUUCUACCUAGCUAGGGUGUCCUGCUUUACUUUAGUGAUGAAACUUGAUGUUGAUGAAUCGAAGUUGCGAGUAA
Messenger RNA from Hordeum vulgare subsp. vulgare (domesticated barley), 1477 nucleotides. RefSeq names its product probable WRKY transcription factor 70. Gene Ontology annotation, biological process: regulation of DNA-templated transcription. The record is from RefSeq and is a predicted model, not a curated record. Gene Ontology annotation, molecular function: sequence-specific DNA binding; DNA-binding transcription factor activity. NCBI's taxonomy places the organism in Eukaryota, Viridiplantae, Streptophyta, Magnoliopsida, Poales, Poaceae. The coding region runs from base 1 to 1134 and encodes 377 amino acids. The transcript is spliced from 4 exons.